Amoebophrya sp. A25 is the source of this 696-nucleotide messenger RNA. Lineage: Eukaryota; Dinophyceae; Syndiniales; Amoebophryaceae. The record is from the annotation of a GenBank genome assembly.
CCCAUCGCUCUCGUUUUGGCGUUUUGCUGAUCGUUGCGUAGCGUCUUGGUACAGGAAAUCAUGGCCGCGGUGUUCUGUUUAGAUAGGUUAAGUUUAGACUUUUUAGAGUGUGAAAAGGGGCGGAGGCUUGUUUAUGAUUUGAGUGGAGGGAGAGUGCCUUUGAUGCUUGUUGUUAGUCCAGCUGGUUUCUGUAAUCUGCUCGGGCUACAGGAAUAAGCUAACAGUCGGAAUCUACUCAGUUCAACGAAAACAUAACAGAGUAGAGACCCUCCAAAAAUUACACCCAUAGAAGAUGAUAGCUAAUAACGAGAGUAAAUAUUAGCACUGGAGUCCCUGUUUUUGCGCGAAUUUCAGCUGCGGCGUCGUCUGUAUUGUGACGCUGUAGGCGGCGCGCCUUCGUGGUCGCUCCUCCACUACCAGCGUUUCCGGGCAUCGCGUAGAUUUUUGAAUAUUAUCCAACUAGAUGAUGGCCUACAGUUCUUGUUUUAGAUUAGGGCUUUUUUAUUGUAUUGUUCUAAAUCUUAUCCAUUCACUUAUUGCGAGACUAUGUAGAAGAGAGAAGCUUUUUCAGUCAUGCGCUUACUUUUUCGUCAUAAUUAGCGUAAGCAUGUGCCGAAACUCAUGAGACGCAGACGAUGGGGCGUCCACUGUUUGCGAGCUGUUGGUGAUCGAAAGUGAUCCCGUGGCGAGCUAGCA